CAAGCUUCGAACUCCAAUUCCAACCUCCAACCUCCAACCUCCAAUCUCCAACCUCCAAUCUCCAACGUCCAAUCUCCAACCUCGGUGCUCUCAAAUUCUUUCAGCCAAUCUCCAAGUUCAGCGUCAUCUGCAGCUUCCCAAAUUUUCAGCAAAUAUUCCCUGCUUCGAUUUUCAUUGCUCCAGACAUGGACAGCCAACCUUCAGGAGAGUCACAAAUGCCUUCUUCCAGCAACAAGAAUGGUCUCGAAUCUGACGGUUCCCCAAGUAAUGUCCAAGAUCCUAACAAUAAGAGCUCACCUUCACCAUCUCAAGCGGGAGUCUCCACCAACGAACAUCAACAAAUUGUCACUGAGUUCCAACUAUCACUUAUUCAACUGACUCAAGAGAUCCGCAACCUUCCACUGGACAGGCAGCAAGCCAUCAUUCAGAGCGACGGAUUCAAACAGCUCCAGCAAGAAGCCAAGUGCGAGCAGUUUCACACGUACCUCACCGAUAUUCACAACGAACCUGUCUCAGGCGUUGACUCUCGUACUGCCUUCAAUCUCUGCGUUAUGCUCGAUAUAUCAGACAUCUCACGGAACUUGCAGAAAGUAGUCCGUUCCUCGAAUCGUCACACUUACAAAACCCCUCAGUCGGCCAGCGGAACUAUCGAUCAUAUCUUGAGGUCGAUUAGCUCACUCAUUACGUUCUCAGAUUCACAUAAAUUUAUCGGCAAGUUCCAAGAUGCUUAUUUUCAAGCAGGUCUAGUAGACCUCAAACCAGAGAGCCAUGAAAUGAUGCGUGGUCGCAUGCUUGGUUUUGAUUAUCGCCUCCAACUUGGCCACUACUGGCACGAGUGGUGCAAUCUGUUCGUCGAUGUCAACGUCGGAAAUGACAAAUUUGGUGCCCUCCUUGCGCUUCUUGCUGUUAAACGAGUUUACAACGGGCAGCCGGUAGAUCCAAAUUCCGAAGAAUACCAGGAGGUGAUGGGCACGCAACCAGAGUGGAGUGCAGACAUUCCACCAAGAGAAUAUGGGACAGACAAGGCCUGGGAAAUGGUAUCGGAGGGGAUGUCGAACACCCAACUCAUGUAUGUCAGAGACUACAUCAACAAGUAUAUCCCCCGAUUCGUGAGCCUGACAAGUUUUCUCAACCCAUGGGCGACAAGGCUAGCAGAUGACAAGACUCUGAGUGAGGAUGAGAUCGCUAGGUUUGAGACUGGAAUUCAGGCCGUAUUAGAGGAGAGUGGAGGAGUCUGA
Messenger RNA from Cadophora gregata, 1238 nucleotides. RefSeq lists its product as uncharacterized. The record is from RefSeq and is a predicted model, not a curated record. Bases 186 to 1238 code for a protein of 350 amino acids. The transcript has a single exon. Lineage: Eukaryota; Fungi; Ascomycota; Leotiomycetes; Helotiales; Ploettnerulaceae.